Xenopus laevis (African clawed frog) is the source of this 1191-nucleotide messenger RNA. RefSeq names its product mitochondrial calcium uniporter dominant negative beta subunit L homeolog (gene mcub.L). NCBI's taxonomy places the organism in Eukaryota, Metazoa, Chordata, Amphibia, Anura, Pipidae. Gene Ontology annotation, biological process: calcium import into the mitochondrion; mitochondrial calcium ion homeostasis. Gene Ontology annotation, cellular component: uniplex complex; mitochondrial inner membrane; membrane. The record is from RefSeq and is marked provisional. Gene Ontology annotation, molecular function: calcium channel activity; calcium channel inhibitor activity; uniporter activity.
GCAACUGCAGCCCCAGAUGACUGGGGAGUGACUGAGGAAGUGAGUUGUUGCUGCUGCUGCUGGUGUCUCUAGUGCGCACGCUGAGUAUCCGCGGCGGAGUCGCUGCUAUGUGAAGCGGGGGAAUUCACUGCCAACGUCAUGUCUGUUCUAGCGGGGCUGUGGAGGAGGAUUCCCGUUGCUGCGAGCUGCCAGAUCAGAUGUCUAACUGGAAAUCUUCGUUUAAACUCGGCAGUGUUUUACAGCACACAGCCACCCUCUAGUGAUGUAACCGUUAACUAUAGCCAUGGACUCCCAGUGAUAACCCUUACACUCCCCUCUCGGAAUGAGCGCUGCCAGUUCACUAUCAAACCCUUAACAACUACAGUGGGGACGUUCUUAGGAGACAUUAAAAAGGAAGACCGAGGCAUUGAUGUGGUUGCUGCUCUUUCCACAGAUGAUACCAAGUUUUCUAACUCCACUUUAAUGGAUGUUUUGCUAAUGAAUGACUUUAAACUCAACAUUAACAACUGUAUGUACCACGUCCAGCCACCCUCCAGAGAUAAACCUUAUCAUCAAGAGUCUAGGGAAAUGGACACCAUUAAAACUCUGGUUCAUCGUCUGUAUACAGCUCUGCACCAGGAAGAACAUCAUCUUAAGAAGGAACAGGAAUUACUUAAGAGGCUUGAUAGUCUUAAGGAGCAAAUUCAGCCACUAGAGCAGAUGAAGUCGAUGAUACUAACCAAAUCAGAUGCCAAGACCACGCGGCUCAUGUGGAUUGGACUGGCGCUAAUGUCCACACAAGGGGGAGCUCUUGCCUGGCUCACCUGGUGGGUCUACUCUUGGGAUAUCAUGGAACCAGUAACUUACUUCAUUACCUACGGAAGCGCCAUUGCCUUCUACGCAUACUUUGUUUUAACCAGACAGGAUUAUGUUUACCCAGAUAUUAGAGAGCGCCAGUUGCUGAACUACUUCUACAAGAGAGCCAAGACACAGCGCUUUGAUGUGAAGGAAUACAACAGGCUACAGGAUGAAUUUGCUGAGACUGAAGAGAGCUUAAGGCGUCUGCGAAAUCCUCUCCGGCUGGGGCUUCCCAUUGAACAGCUGAAUGAAAAAGAAUAAUAUUUUUUUUUAAGGCAUCAAUUUUGUAAUAAAAAAAAACUGGAAAAUGCUGCCCACUGUUUUCUGCAAAUGCAAUAAAUUAUAACAAAUGAA